Molecule: messenger RNA, 419 nt
Organism: Caenorhabditis elegans
Lineage: Eukaryota; Metazoa; Nematoda; Chromadorea; Rhabditida; Rhabditidae
Gene: nlp-19
Product: Neuropeptide-Like Protein
Exons: 2
Coding region: 35-334 (99 amino acids)
Source: RefSeq, marked reviewed
UUUUAGACUCUACUGUUGUAUAUUCUUCUUCACAAUGCUCUUACGCGGUGUAUGCCUUGCUCUUCUCAUUCUAGUCACAAUCGUUCAAUGCCAAAAUGAUAAUGAUCUGAAAGAAGAAAAACGGAGAAUAGGUCUCCGACUCCCCAAUUUUCUACGAUUCAAAGAUCCUGAUGCUCUGAUGAUUCACAAAAGACGAAUUGGUCUCCGGCUCCCCAACAUGCUAAAGUUUAAAGAUAGCAGUAACAUGUACCACUUGGAAAAGCGCCGAAUGGGGAUGCGUCUUCCAAAUAUCAUUUUCCUUCGUAACGAAAAAAAGAAUGUACUUGAGUAUUAAUGAUGAUGAUUUUCGUUUAUCUUUUUUUUAUUUCUAAUUUUUAUACGUAUUUUUAAUUUUCAAAUAAAAUCAUCAUCAAACGUUA